Poecilia reticulata (guppy) is the source of this 5240-nucleotide messenger RNA. RefSeq names its product unc-5 netrin receptor Cb (gene unc5cb). Gene Ontology annotation, biological process: netrin-activated signaling pathway; axon guidance. The record is from RefSeq and is a predicted model, not a curated record. Gene Ontology annotation, molecular function: netrin receptor activity; protein binding. NCBI's taxonomy places the organism in Eukaryota, Metazoa, Chordata, Actinopteri, Cyprinodontiformes, Poeciliidae. Gene Ontology annotation, cellular component: membrane.
GAUUCAAUUUUUUUCAUUCAGUUACAAUUUUUAAAGGCCCCAAAUGUUUUGUUUACCUGGAACAAAGUUUGCCCAUAAUCGUAAUUGAAUUUGUCAUUCAUAAAACUUGCGCUAAAUGUAUAAUUUAUGGUAAGGGGACCUGGAUUCAAUUCAAAAUACAUGUGUGUGUAAUUUAAGCAUUCAUUUUGCUAAUUAAAAUCAAUAAAAAAGUUGGCAAAAAAGCUGUUUUUCACAGCUUAUUAAUAGAAAGUUUAGCGGAAGGAAAAAGUGCAUUUGAAAAAGAUGCAUAAGCAACGUGGAUAAUCACAGCUUUGAAAAGGGCUGCUCCGGGGAAUGCACCUCGCAGGCAUCUCGAGGAACAGGUUGUUUAUGAAGAAAGUCUCAGAGUCUGAAGAAAGUGGAGGCACAGAAUGCAACUUUCAAGUCCAGGAGUUCCCACAUUUGAGGAACCAUGUCAUCUGUGGGUGUUGGUUUACCGUGUUUUAUCAACUCCAAAGUCAGCGCAGCCAUCUACCAGAAACAUUUUGUGCUUCCCUCUGCUGACGAGUCUUACAGAGACGCUCAUUUCAUUUUCCAGCAGGAGUUUAGACCUGCUCAUAAAAUAACCAUCAUAUCACGGUGACUUAUUGGCCAGCAAACUCUCCUGACCUAAACCCUCAUAAUGAAUUUAUGUCAAGAGGAAAACAGGAAAAAACAGACUCAACACUGCAGAUGAACUGAAGGGUGUUAAUAAAGCUACCUUGGCUUUUUAACACCUCAGCAGAGUGACAGGGUGACUAAUCAAUGCUGCUUCACACUAAUAUAGUAAGCCAUGCAAAAGGAGCCCAGGCAAAAAUAUUUUAUACAUGUGUGACAAAGUAAGUGCAUGUGGGGUCACAUUUUUACAUUAUGAAUUCUUUUUAUAAAUGGCAUUCUGUAAUAUUCAACAUUUAGGAGAAAUAUAUAUAUUUUUAGGCAGAUAGCAGAUCAUUUGAUGUAGAGACAACUCCGUCUUAUAUUCGUUGAGACAGAGUUGUAGGGAAGACCACAUUUUCUUCUUAUGUCACACUUUUGAUUGACUGUUUCUUCUAAAUCCCGAACUUGUAUUCGCCGUGCAUUUAAUAAACAGCUUCCAUUCCUCGCUGCUGUCCGGGCCAGGUUUUGAUACAGCGCCGCCACACGCCGGAGUACUUGGAUUGGCUGAAGGAGCAAGGUAGUCCGCAGAGACGGCUCCUUCCCCGGGUUCAGUCCCGCCAGUGAGACGCACACGCUGAAAAAGGUUCGGCUGAGCGGGGACUCUCCGCGUGUUGGACUUCGAUUUGGCGAGGGAGCAUGAAUUCACCUUCAAGGCAGCGAUCCACACAUCAGAGCAAAUCUGGUGAACCUUUGAGAGGGAAAUCCAACGGAGUCAGGUUUUAACGCAACAUCCUCGCCUCAGACGGAGGGCGAUGCGCCCACAUCUCAUCCCGUAAACUAUCACAUGUUUGUGAGGACGAAGCAAACAAACAAUCAGUGCGCUGGGGAUAUCUUCUGCGGAGCCACGCUGUGCGCUCUUGGUUGUGGAGGUUGAUACCUGGACGGGAACGCGGCGCACAGAGGGAGGAUAAAGCGUGUUGGAGAGACUCGGACUUGCCUCAGAGCGCAGUUUGACUCCUCAUCAUGGGCUGCGGCGCACAGACUGACAGAGGAAGGGGAAGAGUGACGAGAUUCCCCCCGGAGAUGCCGUCCGUACCCUGGCUUCUGCUCCUUCUCCUGCUGGAUGUAGGAUUUGCUCAAGUUGACGAUGACUUCAUUGGUCUGGGUGAGCUGCCCGAAACGUUCCCCUCAGAUCCCCCCGAACCCCUUCCAGUAUUUUUGAUGGAGCCGGAGGAGGCCUACAUUGUGAAGAACAAGCCAGUUAACCUGUACUGCAAAGCCACGCCUGCCACGCAGAUCUACUUCAAGUGCAACAGUGAGUGGGUUCACCAAAAGGAGCACACCGUGGAGGAGAGGGUGGACGAAAACUCUGGUCUGGUUGUGAGAGAGGCCAGCAUAGAGAUCACCCGGCAGCAGGUGGAGGAGUUGUUUGGGCCGGAGGACUUCUGGUGUCAGUGUGUGGCCUGGAGCUCCGCUGGGACCACCAAGAGCCGCAAAGCCCACGUCCGCAUCGCCUACCUGAGAAAGACGUUUGAUCAGGAACCUCUGGGGAAGGAAGUGUUACUCGAGCAGGAAGUGUUACUGCAGUGUCGCCCACCUGAAGGCAUCCCAGCAGCUGAGGUGGAGUGGUUAAAGAAUGAAGAAGUUAUUGAUCCUGCAGACGACAGAAACUUCUACAUCACCAUCGACCACAACCUGAUAAUAAAACAAGCCCGCUUGUCCGACACCGCCAACUACACCUGCGUGGCGAAGAACAUUGUGGCCAAAAGACGCAGCACCACCGCCACAGUUAUUGUCUACGUAAAUGGUGGGUGGUCAACAUGGACAGAGUGGUCAGUGUGUAACAGCCGCUGUGGCCGUGGUUACCAGAAACGGACGCGCAGCUGUACCAACCCAGCUCCUCUGAAUGGAGGUUCAAUCUGUGAAGGACAGGGCAUCCAGAAGCUGCCAUGCAAUCCUCUCUGCCCAGUGGAUGGCCUGUGGACAGAGUGGAGUAAGUGGUCCACCUGUGGGACAGAGUGCACCCACUACAGGAGGAGGGAAUGCAGCGCCCCGGCACCCAAAAACGGAGGGAAGGACUGUGAGGGCUUGGUGCUCCAGUCUAAGAACUGCACUGACGGCCUGUGCAUGCAGAGUUCCUUAUAUCAGAAGUCUACUGAGGCUAAUGACGAGGGUGAUUUUGGAAAUUCAUUGGCUCCCAGUACCGAUGACGUAGCCCUCUAUGUGGGCAUUGUCAUCGCCGUGAUCCUGUGCGUGGUUAUCUCCGUCGUCGUGGCGCUCUUCAUCUACAGGAAGAACCAUCGGGAGUUCAGCUCCGACAUCAUCGAUUCGUCUGCCCUGAACGGAGGCUUCCAACCGGUCAGCAUCAAGACCGCACGCAAAGCUGAUCUCUUAACAGCACCCCCUGACUUGACCUCGGCGGCCGCCAUGUACCGCGGCCCAGUUUAUGCCCUCCAUGACGUGGCCGACAAAAUCCCCAUGACCAACUCCCCCCUGCUGGAUCCACUGCCCAACCUGAAGAUAAAGGUGUACAACUCCUCGGGUCUGGUGACCCCUCAGGACGACCUGGGAGGGGAGCUGUCCUCCAAGCUGUCCCCAAAGCUUCCCCACUGCCUGCUGGACAACAGCGACAGCACGAUGGGCCGGCGCAUGCAGACACAGACGCUGCUGCGCACCAGGGAUCCCUCCUGCACCGCUCUGGGCUCCUUCAGCUCGCAGGGGGGGCAGCUGAUUGUGCCCAACUCAGGCGUGAGUCUGCUCAUACCAGCGGGGGCCAUCCCUCAAGGCAGAGUCUACGAGAUGUACGUGACCGUUCAGAGGAAGGACAACCUGAGGCCUUCUGUGGAAGAUGGUCAAACAGUGCUGAGCCCCAUAGUGAGCUGUGGGCCUCCUGGGGCCCUGCUGACACGGCCCGUCAUCAUCACCAUGCACCACUGUGCCGUGUGUGACGGCCAGCAGGACUGGCUGAUCCAGCUCAAGAGCCAGUCCCCGCAGAACCAGUGGGAGGAUGUGGUGGUAGUAGGAGAGGAAAACUUCACCACGCCGUGCUAUAUCCAGAUGGAUGAAGAGGCUUGCCACAUCCUGACGGAGACGCUAGGAACAUACUGCCUCGUGGGCCAGUCUCUCAGCGCUGCCACCAUCAAGCGCCUCAAGCUAGCCAUCUUUGGCCCCGUCACCUGCCCCGCCAUGGAGUACCACAUCCGAGUUUACUGUCUGGACGACACUCAGGAUGCACUCAAGGAGGUUCUGCAGAUGGAGAAGCAAAUGGGUGGAAAAUUGCUGGAUGAACCAAAGACUCUAAACUUUAAAGACAGCACCCACAACCUGAGACUUUCCAUCCAUGAUGUUCCCCAGCCGUUAUGGAAGAGCAAACUCCUAGCAAAGUAUCAGGAGCUGUCCUUCCAGCAAGUGUGGACCGGUUCACAGAGGAACCUCCACUGCUGCUUUACUCUGGAGCGCUUCUCAGUCAGCACGGGGGACCUGAGCUGUAAGAUAUGUGUGCGGCAAGUUGAAGGAGAAGGACAGAUUUUUCAGCUGGAUACUACACUCUCAGAGGACUCCCAGAGCAUCGACACGUCUCUGCUCGACCCCGCCAGCAACAUCACCACACUGGUCGGCCCGAACGCGUUUCGCAUCCCGCUCUCCAUUCGACAGAAGCUGUGCGGCAGCCUAGACGCGCCGCAGACCAGAGGCAACGACUGGAGGAUGUUGGCCCACAAACUUAAUCUUGACAGGUAUCUGAACUACUUCGCCACUAAAUCCAGUCCUACAGGAGUUAUCCUGGACUUGUGGGAGGCGCAGCAUUUCCCCGAUGGCAACCUCAGCCGCCUGGCCCAGGUUCUGGAAGAGAUGGGUCGCCACGACAGCCUCGUUCCUGCUGCGACCGAGCACUGACGUCCGCUUGCAUCUGACGAGGAAGAAGAUUAAAAAACAGGAGUGAAAGAAGAGAGGAGUUAAAGGCAAGACUUUGAUUUUGGAAUCUCAGUGGAAAAUGCUCUUUCGCGCUUCUAAAAGCUACCUGAGAGCACGCUGAUGGAGGUGGAAGUAUCGAAACAGCCAGGUCUGCUCAGGCAUGACCCAGUUAAACAUUGGCAACAAAAGGGUGUAAAAACCUGGAGAGCAAACAUGAACCCUUGCCAGUCACUUUUCUGGCUGAUCCUUCCUCUCUCUGGUGCAACAGUUUGAUAUUUUUGGCUCUAGUUUCCUUGGAAACAGCUGUCCGGUUGUUUGGAUGAAUUUUGCUGCCGAUUCCCUCACAGCAUACAAGUAACAAUCGACGAGAGGUCAGUGGAUCAAAGGAGGAGGACGGGGUUCAGAGAGAGCAUCACUCGGCCAUCAAAGUCAAUAUUCUGCAAUCCUUGAUAACACAGUAUUUAACAUUAUACAUAUUUGUGCUUGUUUUUUUUUUAUUAUUUCAUUCUGCCUGUUAGUAUGUUGCAGAAUCCUUUAAUUUAGUUGCAUUUUCUUUCUUUGUGUCACAGCACCACCUGGUGGACACGCACGAAAGUAAGUCAGAAAAACAAAGGGAAAAAGAGCAUUUUCACAUCUGUUGUAAUAAUUGCUUUUAUUUAGUGUUAUAUAUUAUUAUUGAGUUUUUAUUAUGUAUGCAACUUUUUUUUCACAAC